Molecule: messenger RNA, 640 nt
Organism: Cucumis melo (muskmelon)
Lineage: Eukaryota; Viridiplantae; Streptophyta; Magnoliopsida; Cucurbitales; Cucurbitaceae
Product: B-box domain protein 30
Exons: 1
Coding region: 142-534 (130 amino acids)
Molecular function (GO): zinc ion binding
Source: RefSeq, a predicted model, not a curated record
AUAAUACAAAAAGGGUAUGAUCGAUUCCAAAUAAUGAAACUUGCUUUUCCUUCUUGUCCUAUUUACCAACCUUCUAUAUAUAAAUCAAUACCCUCAAAAUCCCCCUUUCCUUGACAAUCAAUCAAGCUUCCACUUCCAACCAUGUGCAAAGGCGUAGAACAGGAAGAAACCAAAGCCCCCGUCCGGCAACGUCUGACCACCGAUGACCGGGCAGCCCGCGGUGGCGAUCCUGUACGGUGCGAGCUAUGCGGUUCGAGGGCGUCGCUGUAUUGCGAAGCCGACGAGGCGUAUUUGUGCGGGAAGUGCGACAAAUCGGUUCACAACGCGAAUUUCUUGGCCCUGCGGCACGUCCGGUGCUUGCUUUGCAACACCUGCCAGAGCCACACGCAACGGUACCUAUUGGGAGCUUCCAUGGAGGUUGUGGUUCCAAGUAUUGUGAGUAGGGAGAGGAAUUUCCUUAAUUACCACUGUGAUUCAGAUGGUUUUGUUCAGAAUUGCUCCCAAGUUUUGAAAACUCCUUGUCUCUUUCUGUAAUUCCCUUCUUUAAUUUGGCCUUGUUUAUUAUUAUCAUUAUAUUUUUUUUCCAUGUUAUAAACUUAUAAUUAUUUAAAGUGAAAAAAUCUCUGAUUUUAGGAGAUCA